Molecule: messenger RNA, 3166 nt
Organism: Prionailurus viverrinus (fishing cat)
Lineage: Eukaryota; Metazoa; Chordata; Mammalia; Carnivora; Felidae
Gene: MARCHF10
Product: membrane associated ring-CH-type finger 10
Exons: 11
Coding region: 362-2854 (830 amino acids)
Molecular function (GO): zinc ion binding
Source: RefSeq, a predicted model, not a curated record
AGGACGCUAGGCAGCCGCCCCCGCCGCCUCUGCCCCUAGAAAGCCCGGCCGCCGCCGCGGAAAGCUGUCCCCGGGGAGGAGGAGGAGGAAGAGGGGCAGGGUAGAGGGAGGGGAGACGAGACAGGAGGGGGAAGAGGAGCACCGAGACGGCCCCCGCGUGAUUGAUGGGCGGCUCCUCCGCCCUGGACCGGCCCGCCUGCCCCGCCCCUCGGCCCCUUCAGCCCUCGCAGGUGGGGAAGGACUGACCCGCCAGCACAAGUUUGGCCCAAUCUAUUGUCACCAGAGACUUAAAACAGAAGUGUGCAUGACCAUGAGUGGAUUUUAAAUUGAGGAGCAGUUCAAAGGUUGGGGAUUAAGGAUCAUGUUGCACGAAGCAAGGGACAGGCAGAAGUUCGUGAGUGAUGUUCAGUAUCUGCGGGACAUGCAGCACAAAGCGGACUCUGAAUACCAGGCUUGUCUGAGACGACAGGAAUACAGAAGAGACCCAAAUGAGAAGAAACAAGAUCAAUUUGGGGGGCAAGAGACAAAUUUGGAGAGACCCCGGUUUUCAACUGGGUCAUCUUCCAAACAGAGUUCUGGUGAGGAGGAUUCUGUAGCCGAACCAAGACUUUCCACCAAGAGUUCUGCGGUCAAGGGUGAUUCCAGACUUCCAGCAAUUGACCAAACAUCAGUCAAACAGAAACAUAAAAGUACCAUGACCCCACGGAAACCGGAGAAGGUGGGCCCCAGCAAACCCUCUUCAGCAGCCCAGGCACCACAAAUUUUAUCAAGGAAGAGGAGGCCAAACCUGGGGAGACUGACAGUCAGCCCAGAAACGCAGAGCCCAAGAGUGCCAGGGGACAGGAGCAGACAGAAAUCGCAGCUGCCAGUGAAGUCGCCGGCCCUCAGGGGACCAGAUCCAAUAGUUCAACAAGAGGGCCCAGUGUGGGCCAGUGGCACCAAGCUGAAGAGGCCAACUCAAGAGAGAAGACACUUAGUCCCAUCUUCACAGCUAAUGACUAUGACUGAGUAUACCUCUGAGAGAGCCAAAAAAGGAGACUCAAGUGUUCUUUCUCAGAAUGAGCCACAUUCAGGCCUAUCUCAGACCUUCCUAGGAACAAACAGCCCUCAAGUGUCGAGUGAGUCCUUGGGGCCACCACUCCUAACCACCACCAUGGGAGGGUCAAGAAGGGCACCAUUUAGAUUCAGAGAUGAAGAUUUUUAUUCCAUUUUAUCAUUAAACCCUGGAGGAGAAAAUGAUGACACUGAGGAGGAGACCCUCAUAGAGGAAGAACUUUUGUUGGUUGGUAUGCACCGGCCUCGUUCUCCUCCCAGUCAUAAGAGAAGUCGAUUUCUUGGGACGUCGGCCACUCAGGCCAAAAGUAAAAAUUUUGAAGAAAGUCCUGAAAAUUGCAGAGCAAAUUCGGUAAGAAGAACUGAGUCCAGUCGUGGCUCAUUAAGAAUGAGCAAUGCAAUGGAACCAGUGACAGAGCAGCUUCCUGUGGGGGCAAGGGUGUCUCAAGACCUCAAGCAACCUGGUGGAGGGUCUCCUAACAAGAAUGACAGUGGUGACAGUGAACAUGAGAAAAGCACCUUUCCUUCAUGGGACACCAAAUCCACAGCUAGUCUAGAUGAUGACCUCAGUGCUGAAAAUGGAUUUAGAGACUGUACCUCCACAGAAGAUAGGCCUGGUAUCCGUGAUUAUGAAAGAGAUUGGCAUGCCUACUUAAGCAGUUCUAGUAAUUCUCUUGACUGUUUUCUUUCUGGUAGACCAACAGCUCCAAGAUCACCAGUGAGUUUAUCUUAUAACACUCCUGGAUCAUUAAUGCAUUCUGCCAUGAGAGAUGAUAUUCCAGUAGACUUGUCGAUGUCGUCUACAUUUAUUCACAGUUCAGACUCAGAGGGAAACUCAAGGUUUAAUGUUCGCCGACCAUUGUCCCCUAUUAGAAAUAGGAAUCCACUCGCCAGUGCUGAGAACCACAGUUAUUUUCCAGUAAAUAGUGCACAUGAAUUUGAUGUCAGGGGAGCAGAAGAUAUUCCUUUAACGAACCCAUCCCAGGGGGCUCUAGAAUAUACGGAAGAGCUCUUACUAAAUCCUCAAAGCCACUUGUCCUUGGGGGAGUCUUCUAGCUCCUCACCAUCAAGAAUGAACUUACAAGGCCAUUUGCACGUGCCUGGGUCCCUGCAAGAAAAUAUGCCUUUUACUUUCUUCGCGGUCUCUAAUUUCCCAAAUCAAAGUGAUAACGGGAACAGAAUGGCAGCCUCUGCUUUCACAGAUGAAAAGGAAGCCAAUAAGAUAAAGGCAGACUCUGAGAAACUCAAGAAACUGCAAGAAAGUCUCCUGGAGGAGGACUCAGAGGAGGAAGGAGACUUGUGUCGCAUCUGUCAGAUAGCCGGGGGUUCCCCAACCAACCCCCUCCUGGAGCCUUGCGGCUGUGUGGGAAGCCUGCGGUUUGUUCAUCAGGAGUGCCUGAAAAAGUGGCUGAAAGUGAAAAUAACAUCAGGAGCGGAUCUAGGUGCCGCGAAGACCUGCGAAAUGUGUAAGCAAGGCCUGCUGGUCGAUCUGGAUGAUUUUAACGUGACCGACUUCUACCACAAACACCAGCAAUCCCGGGCACAAAAUGAGCUGAUGAACUCAGGCUUGUACCUGGCGCUCCUGCUUCACCUCUAUGAGCAGAGGUUUGCAGAACUCAUGAGACGCAACUACAACCGAGUCAUCAGAGAGAGGAUUCCGAGCUGGGGGAUGGAAACGAAAGCAACGGCCAUGUUGUCUAGCAAGGGAGCUGGCCCUGGAGCUCUCCAAGGACAUCGCCCCACAGCCGCUUCUUCUACAUCCCCGUAUGCCUCCUUUCCUCCUCCUCCUCCUCUUUACUGAAACGGAAACCAAAGUGUUUACAUUACCGUUUUCCCCUUGUGCCCCUCUCUUCUCGGGGUCUGGCCCGAGCAAUACAGACGGCAGCAGCGACCGGCGCAGCCCCAGUGCGGUCCCAGACAGCGCAAGCCAAGCAGCCCGGGGCUUGUUGGGUCCCUGCAGGUGGCCCUGCUGCUGGCUCAGCCAGAAGCCCAGGUGACCCAGCAGCCCUGCCAGCCCAGCAGCCCGGGGGGCCCUCUGCUGAGGGCACCUGGUCAGGCCUUACUCCAUGCUGAGUGGAAUCAAGCCACAUCCUCAGUAAACGGACUUAAUUCA